AAUAUGAGUGUUGUUUACAUAGGCGUUGGUCAAUGUGGUGUACAGCUUACGAGCACUUUUUUGUCCCAAAAUAUAAAAAAUAAGACGUAAGGUCUAUUCAAAAAUCUUCCGAAUUGGAAUUUUACACUCACCUUUCACCUGUGAAUGGCUACAGACAAAUGCACAAGUGUUCCUAGAUUUAACGAGGUUGAUUGAGAAGUGUCACUCAUACCAAGCAUACAAGGAGUUUUACAUUGUAAAUUAAAACUCUUAUUUCUAAGGAUGGCACUAAUUAGCUAACCAUGCAUCCAAGCUUACAACAGUUCUGAACUAUUCUAGCCUAUGUGUCGAUAAUGACUUUUUAUGGUAAAUGAGUAAUUUACCUACCUAAAGGGAACCCACUAUAUACUAAAAUAGCGCUGCUCGAUAUUAUGAAGAUCACUGUAAGCUUAAUUGGUGCGACGAUUAUCAUCCAUUUCGGUACUCCAUAAUUUCUGUGUCAUCUUUGCGUUAAAAGUGCUACAAACAGUUUCGAUUAAGGCUGAAGUCUUUCGAAAGACUAUCAUCAUGCGAAACUUUAUUUGAAUAUAAGAGAAAUAAACAUUCCAGUUUUUUGACUCUACAAACAUUUAUAUAUACAUAUAUACUGACUAAAGUAAUACGAGAAAAUGGAGCGAUGCCUUAGGACUCUAAACAAGUAACUUACUCUAUGUUUACUUAAAUACGGAAAAUCAUUCAUAUAAUAUUGCCGUGAUGCUUGUGCAUUUUAUCUCCAGAAAGCCUGUAAGUUUUAGACACAGGUAUCCCUAUGAACCACGCUGAAUUGUUGAUAUUCGAAAUCUCGUGCGAUUUAUGAGAAAAAAGCAGGAAGUUGGAAAACAAGCGGUAAUCAGGAGAAACAUAUGAUAUCAAUGGGAAAAGUGUGGAAAUCAUGCAUAAAAAGAGCGAUCGUAUUGCGAAAUUAUGCUUAUUCCGGGAAAAAGACCCAUUUAGUUGCAAAUUCUGCUUCAUUCCACCUUUUCAUCUGAAUCAUAGUCUCAUUGACCCCUUUUUAGCCGACCAGGCAGCCCAGAAUAAAAAGGUAUAAUUUGGUGUGUUUGUUUGCAAAACCCAUGGUGUUAGUGCAUGGUUGUGGUCAUAAUUAUGACCAUAAUCAUAUUUUAUAAAAUAUGAUUAUUACGAACUGAAGAGAUUCUUAUGGCUUUAUAUCACCAUUGUCAGAACUUACUUUCGGUCUAAUUAGAGAGUUUGUAUUUUUAAUAUUCAGAUUUAAAAUGAGGGCAUUUGGAACACUAGAAAUUGGUAAAGGGUUGCUGACAUACAGCAGAAAAUACUGGACCCAGGUUUCAUACUUGGCAUUUACCAGCAAUACAUAUCUGCAGCUUUGAAUGAUGUGAUGUCCCCACUGGACUAAAACGUGCUACAUCCAUUGCGGCAGUCAUAUUCCUUAUCACUGAGCUAUUUAUCCAUGUGAUUGGCGCGAGCUCGAAUACCUAAGAGAACAUCACUUCCUCCGAAUUUACGAAUCCAUCUAACUGAUGUGUAUCAGUAAUUGCGAAACAAGGCCUGGGGCUUCCUAAUGAUUGCCUCUAGUCAUUUCGAGGUGCAUCACAAUGGCGAUGAUGACGUUAUUCUGCCCAUUUAAACUUGUUUUUCUAGGAUGUUCUGUUUGGAAGAAAACAACAUGCGCAACGUGUCUUAAAAAUUAUCGUUGAGUAUGGAAGGGGUAAAAAGGUGUCACAAAAUCAAGGUAACAGAUAAAUCAUAAGGUCACUUGAUACAGUCACAAUGUUAACCUGUAAAAGUAAACAAAAAGCUAACAUGGGUUAACGUUUAACUGCGUACAAGACCAAAUGUUAGUGUGGAGACGCCCAUGACGACCUAAUGGAGAAGGAAUAUGUCUCUCCCUUCACUUUGUUGUUUCUUAAAAAUGCAUCAAAACUCUAUUACCUCUUGAUACUACAUGCUGUUUUUUAUUUCUAAUCCUGCGUUGUUCCCUAACUUAGAAGAAUUAGUGAUGUCUUGACAUCCGUACAAAUGUUUUGUGGUUUCAGUAAUAGUCAUUCACAUCUAUCGCUAGUAACUUGUUAACCUCAUGGGCAUGCACUUAACAGAGGCAUUAUCACCCGAAAUUUAUCGUGUAAAUAUAGACACUAGUUGCUUGCCAUGAAAAAGUCACCACGAAGUCAUAGACUCUGACCUAAUUUUUGUGUGUUAUAAAGCAUAAUGACUGAACAAGUAAACUGCGUUCAGAUGUGUUGAUUAUUACCGUUGCUCGUUAAAAUAUUGUAAGCUCGGUAAAAAUAAACCGGAAUAUAAAGUUUUUCACUUCUGAAAUAUCAGAUAUUACAUCGGAGUUUAUUCAUGAAUUGCUGUGAGAAUUUAUUUUAAGGAGUUUAUUAGGUCGUUUAAAGUAGAAGAAAAACGUUUGGUUUCAGCAGGAGUGAAUAUGAUUGCUGGUCACAAAAUUUAAGUUUGCAUUUCAUCUAUGGCACAAAGUUUUAAAUAGCACACUUUGAAGUUACCAUAGUUAAAACUAAGAUUCUGCUGUGUCAAAUUAACCUUAAUGAUUUCAUAUAAACUUGAAAAUCCAUCUUAGUAAUGUUUACACUUAUUUACUUCUGCUUACAGAGACUCAUUUUUAUUGGAUGAAGUUGGUCAGUUCAAAGGUAUUCUUGUUGAUUCAGAAUCUAAAACAUAUUAUCAUACUGCCAAUAAGCUUAAUCUACAGCAUGUUUUCUACUUACAUUCAGUAUAUUAGUGAUAACUUGUGAUUUUUAGUCAGUACUUUCGCAAAUACAAUGUGAUUCUUGGUCGUAGAGGACGUGGUUCAAACUGGGCUCAUGGUAGUGUAUUUCUCAUACCUAGAAAAAUUUAUUCGAUUACAAGGUUACUAUGAUGAUACAAAAGAUGACUGUUUACUUGAAGAAAGUGUGGAGUCCGUCAGAAGACAAAUUGAGAGGAUCGAUAUUUCUCCUGGGAUUUGUCUCGUUCACAGUUUGGCUGGUGGAACAGGUUCAGGGUUUGGAUUACGCUUACUUGAAGAAGCACAAGAUAACUUAGGCGUCCGUCUAUGUUUAACUUUUAGUGUUAUGCCAUACUGCUAUGGGGAGUCUCCACUUCAAGCAUACAACAUUUUGCUGUCUUUGGCUGGGUUGACGCGCAUAGCAGACGGUAUUGUUCUGUUGUACAACGAUUGGUUGCUUGCUCAAGUACAGCUGAAUUCGACCAGUGAAAACAAAACGAAAACAACAACACGUGUUUUAGAAAACGUUACUGGUAUUAAUAAUUUGGCGGCCGAACAAAUGACUAAUUUACUUGCACCGUGUAGUUCAAUGGAUUCAUCAGAAUCACACGAAGAAGAUAAGAACAAUGAUGCUUACUAUCUAGAACCAUGGGCUAUUUGUCAGACACUGACUCCGUUAUGUGAUGUAAAGUUUGUAAGGUGUAUAUCAAGCGAUGAUAGAAAGCAUAUUACACAGUGCAACUGGGUUCAUAUGAUAGAAGAUUUACAAUUUAAAUUAUGCCAUUGUCCAACUCAUUCCACAUGGAGUUUGAAUAAAACUUCCACAUCGGCAGGUUGUCAGCCAAAUAAUUGUAUUUCUGCACUAUUGAUUUACCGUAUGCGAAAGCCUUCAGAUUUAGUUUCUGCACAAUCGUUAGUUCCAAGAAAAUUGAAUUUUGUUAAAAAUACUAAGAAACCAUUCCCAUUUCCUAGCUCCCAGGAUAGACGACUGUGA
Trichobilharzia regenti is the source of this 3719-nucleotide messenger RNA. The record is from the annotation of a GenBank genome assembly. Lineage: Eukaryota; Metazoa; Platyhelminthes; Trematoda; Strigeidida; Schistosomatidae.